AUGAUCACUAAGCGGCAAAAAGGAGGGCGGAGAAAUCCAAGGCCGAUAGAGCCGAUAUGUACCGAAGCUUGGCGCGGGCCCGGGGAGCCAAAUACCCGGCAAACUGCACGUACGCCUCUUCCAGCAUCAUCGAGCUCUAAAUUGCCUCCGCGGCACCCAGCUGCGGACCGUGUAGAUGAGGAAGAAGAACCGGAAACUACAGAAGGGGUAUUUACGCCGCGUAAAGAUGAAGAAGCCCUGGCAGAGCAGAUGCAAACUCUCCAUGUUACCUCUGGCGACGAUGACUUUUUCCAUCGUCAACAUGAGAAACCGCCAACUUCCGCCCUUGAGCACUUUGAAGCUGCAACACGGAAGGAAGCUCAGGGAAACUUAGGAUCAAGCUUAGACCUGUACAGAAAGGCUUACAGGCUUGAUUCCAAUGUCGACCAAGAGUACAGGAAAAAACACUUUCCUCCAGUCAUGUCAGUGCCAGGCAUUAACCCUUCUGCACCGCUGGUCACCGUUCCAAAACCUGCCCAUGUUUCACAGGAAAAGCCCUGGAUUUCUACGGCGGAGCUAAUUUCCUCCUUCGCCGCAAGCCCCAUUCUCGGUGCUGGCCCAACCAUUCAGGAUGAACCACCCCUGCCUUGUCCCAUCUCCAGAGUCCCAUCUGAAGUGCUUGUAGAGAUUCUCUGGCAUGUGGCUCUUUUGGACCCUGCUGCCUUCGGGCGUCUGUCCUCUGUCUGUAAAAGAAUGGCAUACCAUUUUGCCCAUGAGCAGCACAUUUGGAGGAGGCUCUGUCAAGGGUCUGAAUUCGGGUUCGGGGCCAUGCACUAUGACUUCGCAUGUGAUGUAAGAUGGCAUCGGAUGCAUUCGUUUUUGCCGAAGUUCACUCUUUUUCCAUUCGGCCAGGCUCGUUUACAGAUCCCAGCGCCCCUUUCAUCCUGGAGUCAAGUAUUCCAGGCCUUCCCCAGGAUCCGAUUUACAGGAAUUUAUAUAAGUACUGUUAAUUACACUCGCCCUGGUGCGAAUUCCUCUUUGCAGAACAUCUCCUGGAAUACUCCAAUCCACAUCGUGACAUAUUAUCGAUAUUUGCGUUUCUACCCGGACGGUAGCGUGAUUUCGCUGCUGACAACUACUGAACCAGUCGACGUUGUUCGUUAUAUCAGUAAAGAAAACCUCGAAACCUUGCAUGUCGGGAUGCACUCACACCGUCGACACCAGCAUCACGCUUCGGAUUCUGCUCAAGCGGUGGUUCCUGUUGCGAACCCAAUUCCCCCAGUUGCCGCCACAACACUAAAAAGUUGUCUUCGUGGCCGAUGGCACCUUAACAACCCCUACCCGGCACCACCAGAAUCUGAGCAGCCCGAAGCGUCGUCGGCCAGCGCUCCACUCAUGACAUCAACAUCAACACCCGCAGCAAAUCACACCUCAUCUCCCAGCAAACUUCGUCAAGCAGCUUCCGCGCCCACUUCUACUAGUGGCAAUGAAUCACUACCAGAUCCCCGCGAUCUGUUUAUCGAAACUGAAGGCGUAGAUCCAAAAUAUACGUAUACAAUGCACCUAGCACUCCGAUCGGCUAGCGGUGGCCGGCCUGUGGGGGAGAACACGGCGUCUCCGUCCAACCCGUCGAAAAACACGAAGUUGAUGUGGAAAGGGUUUUGGAGCUAUAAUCGACUCACUGACGAUUGGGCGGAGUUUGGGUUACGGAAUGAUAGGGCUUUUGUGUUUAGGAGGGUUCGGGGAUGGGGGAUGGGAUAA
Messenger RNA from Histoplasma capsulatum G186AR, 1740 nucleotides. RefSeq names its product Pof7 F-box protein. The record is from RefSeq and is a predicted model, not a curated record. Gene Ontology annotation, biological process: SCF-dependent proteasomal ubiquitin-dependent protein catabolic process. The transcript has 3 exons. Gene Ontology annotation, molecular function: protein binding. The coding region runs from base 1 to 1740 and encodes 579 amino acids. Gene Ontology annotation, cellular component: SCF ubiquitin ligase complex. NCBI's taxonomy places the organism in Eukaryota, Fungi, Ascomycota, Eurotiomycetes, Onygenales, Ajellomycetaceae.